Messenger RNA from Drosophila busckii, 2919 nucleotides. Its product is annotated as cohesin subunit SA-1. The transcript has 8 exons. Gene Ontology annotation, biological process: sister chromatid cohesion. Gene Ontology annotation, molecular function: chromatin binding. Bases 1 to 2880 code for a protein of 959 amino acids. Gene Ontology annotation, cellular component: nucleus; cohesin complex; chromatin. Lineage: Eukaryota; Metazoa; Arthropoda; Insecta; Diptera; Drosophilidae. The record is from RefSeq and is a predicted model, not a curated record.
AUGGUUCUGCCCGAAGAGAUACUGCGAACGGAAGUACUGGAGGCUACCGAGUUGGAUGCGAGAUGCGAAAGCCUUGACGAUGUUGGUUCUGGACCAGAGAAGGAGGAUAGCUUGCUUAAGCUUGUGUGCAGUCAGAAGUGUCGCACUGAGAGCGUCUGUGAGAUGUGGAUCACGCUUUAUAGGACAAGUUGCAAUGUGGCCUUUAUUAGAUUCGUGCAGUUCGUUCUGGAGGCCAGCGGCAGUCGCUAUCGCAUUCCGGAGACAACCGAGCCACCUUUCGACUUUGCGGGCUUGCUGGUUGAGGCCACCGUUCAUUUUGCCAAUAGAAGCGUAGCAUAUCCGUUGAUACUAAAGUCGUCCAGAAUGUUUGUCCAGAGUGUGGGCGACUUUGUGCUGCAGCUGUUUCGCCUGGUGGGAAGUACGUCAAUUCUUCUAGAUGGGUACUUUCUGGAGCAUAUCUCUGGCUUCCUCAUGAUAUGCGCCGACUCGAAGGUGCGACCCUUCAGGCACACUAGCACGAUGAUAGCGCUUAAAAUGAUGACGGCGUUGAGCGACUUGAGGUGCGUGCCUGCCGAGCUCUGGUUGCAGCUGUUUGAUGAGAUAUUCCUUGCGCGCAGCAGCGACGUAGUCGAGGACAUUCGCUAUUUGUGCGUGGUGGAGUGUCGCCAAUGGCUGGACAAGUGCCCGGAGAGCUUUUUGCAGGCGGAGCAUGUAAAGCACAUGUUCCAUGCUUUGCAAGACAACUGCAGCAAGGUGUGUGAGUGCAGCUUGGAGGCGCUCACUCAGAUCAUCCAGCACCCAGAGCUGCGCGAGACUUGUCUACAGAAGUGCCUCGAGUAUCGCUUGACGCUGCUUGGCCUAGCCAUGAGUAGGGAGAGCGAGGUCGCUGUACUGGCCAUCCAGGUGCUGAAUCAAUGCUACACGAAUAUGCCUGAGAUACUCGACGAUUCCAUGGAGCAGGUGUUGCAGCAGCUGGUCUUUGGCGCCCAUCGGGGCGUGGCGCAGGCGGCGGCCAAGCUGAUACAGCUGCACAGAGGAGCGGACGCGACGGAAGAGGAGCGCUUGCGCAGUCUGGUGGAGUUCUUCAUGCAGUUUGGGGAGCAUGAGCAUGCGGCCUACAUGGUCGAUGCCUUCUAUGGACAAAGCGACAUUGUGCUUGCAUGGCCUGCCAUGGUAGACAUGCUGCUGAAGCCAAACUACCUGAGCUGCCAGGAGACUUCAGUGAUGGUUGAGAUAUUGGUACGGGCCGUGAAGCAGGCGGUAACUGGCGAAAUACCCCCUGGACGCUACACCCAGGAUUUAAGGCGACAGCCGUUGCCAAACGGCGGAAAACUGGCCACUGCGUCGUUGCUCUCCAGGCUGACCACAUUGCUGAGUCAAAGCCGCGGGCGUGGCCAUGAUCUGAUAAACAUCUUGGAAUUGCCGCAGUACAUGGACUUGGAGGACUCAUCGGAACUGCAUCUGCUAGAGCUUUUAGAGAAGAUUAAAGAAAUCAUGUUCGAGCAGGACAACCUGGUUGUGCUGCAGAUGAGCGCAAUGACUUUGGAUCACCUAUAUUCGCACAGCUCGACCCAUGCUCACCACUGCCAAAAGUUGCUCAACGAUGCAGUGACCAACUAUAGGAUUGCAUUUAAAACCUGGCAACAAGCAAGCGACAAAGCAGCGACCAUUGGACACGGCGGAGACGGCAUCAGACGACUUAUUGUCACACUGCGUCUUCUCCACUCGCUCUAUGCGCGGUUUGACCUCAGCCAGUGGCAGCUAAUCAGCCCCAUUUUGUCCAUGCUCCAACAGACAAUUGGGGCUGCGACAGAGCAGCGCAUUCCAGCGGUGGCCUUGGGACUCUACCUGGGUAUUCUCUAUGUUGGCAUCUCCUGGGCUCUGAAGCGCCAAAAAGAUGUAGAUGAGGAUACAGUCGCUGGCCAGACUCUGCUGGCGGCGGAUUGCGAGGCGAUACAAGGAUCGUUGCAGGGGUUCCUUGGGGUGAAUUUUCUGUUGAUAGAGCACUCGCCUGCUAUCAAAGUCUCCUGCGAUGCCUUUGUCUACUGUUGCGAUCUCCUUGUACUGUUUUCGGAUUCGCUGCGCCAGAGUUCCAGUGCUGCGAUUAGAGCGCUGGAGUACAGAUCUGAGGUAAGAGAGUAUAGACUGCUAGAGGGCUUUCUGCUGCGCUAUGUGUUUGCGGGUGCGGAUGAGAAUGAAGGAGAUGCCCAACAGCUGCUCGAAUCGGACAUGUUCUCGGUUCUGCAGAGCAAGCGACGAGUCCUGGCAAGCUACUGCAAGCUGGUGUUUCACAAUGUGAUGCCAGCAAUGCAUGCUUGCAUCAUGUUCCAGUAUUACGAGAAAUACAAUCCGGUCUUUGGGGAUAUUAUGCGCUCGACUUUGGAGCACUGCCUUUCCAUCAAUGCGACAAACUUCGGCAUGACUCUAAUGCAUACCUGCAUGUUAGUUUAUAAGCGCAUUAGGGCAGCGCAUAAGGAUGCGAUUGAGGCAUCUGCUUCGCCUGAGUUUGCAAAUCUGCUAAAGCUGGCCGAGCUGCUAGGCGAGGUCUUUAACAUCAAGCUGCUGGACAGUCGCCCGGGUGUGCUGGUCCUGCAUCGAGCUGGCAUUAGCUUCGCCGCAGAGCUAAAGCCCCAGGAUCCAGCUAACGCUCCGGAAAAUCUUUUGUUCUUGAGUGUGAUUCAACAGUUUGUUCCCCAGCUACUGGCCCAGGAUAUGUUCGAGGUGCUCCAGUUCAUGCAGGGAAUCAACGAGGCAGCCCUGUUAUCCAAUCGCUCUGCUGCCUGGGAACCAUAUUUGUCUUACCGGAACUGUCUAGAAAUAAGUUUGAUGCAGAGCUGCCGACGCGCUGAGUUCCAGGAUCUAUCUAACAAUGUAGAAUAGUAAGUGUUUACCAACAGUACAGAAUUUCCGAUGCGGAAU